Molecule: messenger RNA, 2691 nt
Organism: Seriola dumerili (greater amberjack)
Lineage: Eukaryota; Metazoa; Chordata; Actinopteri; Carangiformes; Carangidae
Gene: angpt2a
Product: angiopoietin 2
Exons: 9
Coding region: 183-1673 (496 amino acids)
Biological process (GO): Tie signaling pathway
Molecular function (GO): receptor tyrosine kinase binding
Source: RefSeq, a predicted model, not a curated record
AGAAACACUACCUCUAAUUCCUGAUGGGCUUUUUCUCCUCCUACCACUGAGAGGUAAUAAAAGGAACCUCAAGAGGAUUGUUUACACUUGGAUGUUGUUAGGGAAAGACGCACAUUCAUUGAGAGAAGUUUAAAGAAAACCUGAAGUUUUGCUAAAUUUAUUUUUAGGUAAAUAACUCUGUUAUGAAGAUGCUGAAUGUGGACUUGUUAGUUUUAAGUUUCUGCCUUGGUCUGGGGACAGGAUACAGUGCUGUUGGUAAGAAACAAUAUCAGAUCCAAAACGGGCCAUGUAGCUACACCUUUCUGCUGCCUGAGCAAGAAAACUGCCAAAGCCAGAGCGACAGCUACAACUAUCCAGUUCAAAAGGAUGGACCCAUGGACAACGACGAGUCGGCUCAAAGGCUGGAACAACUGGAGAUCAGCAUGGAGAACAACACACAGUGGCUGCUUAAGCUAGAGAACUACAUACAGGACAGCAUGAAGCAGGACAUGGUCCAAAUCCAACAGACUGCUGUACACAACCACACAGCUACGAUGAUUGAAAUUGGAACAAACCUGCUGAGUCAAACUGCUGAGCAAACAAGGAAACUGACCAAUGUGGAGGCACAGGUAAUUCAUCAUACAACUCGACUUGAGCGGCAGCUUCUUGAGAAUUCCUUGUCAACCAACAAGUUGGAAAAACAACUAAUCGUCCAAACAAAUGAAAUCAACAAGUUGAACGACAAAAACAGCUUCCUGGAGAAAAAGGUGGGGGAGAUGGAGGAGCAGAGGCAGGUGGAGCUGAAGAUGCUUCAAGACGAAAAGGAGCAGCUCCAGACUCUAAUACUGAGGCAGACCGCCAUCAUAGGCGAGCUGGAGCAGGAGCUGCUCAAAGUCUCCUCCAACAACACUGUCCUACAGCAUCAACAGCAGCAGCUGCUGGACACUGUGAACAGCCUCAUUCACACCAUCUCUGCCGGCUCAGCUCGCACAGAGACCAAAACUGUCAUGAUGCAGGACAAUCCUACCACUUUCAUGGACUGCGCUGCUGUCUACAAGUCAGGAGACACCCUAAGUGGAGUCUACACGCUCACAUUACCCAACACUACAACAGAGGUUAAGGCUUUCUGUGACAUGGAGACAGAAGGAGGUGGCUGGACAGUCCUACAAAAACGCUUUGACGGCCAUGUUGACUUUCACCGUACGUGGCAAGAGUACAAAAAGGGGUUUGGAGAACCAUCAGCUGAAUUCUGGUUAGGAAAUGAAUUUGUCUCUAAGAUGACCAAUCAACAGUCCUACAAACUAAGGAUCCAGCUGAGUGACUGGGAAGGAAACUCUGGAUUUUCACAAUAUGAUCAAUUUUCUCUGGACAGUGAAGCACAAAAUUACAGGAUACACCUUAAAGGCUACAGUGGAACAGCAGGCAAAAUAAGCAGCAUCGGGCAGCCAGGAAGUGAUUUCAGUACAAAGGAUGCAGACAAUGACAAAUGUGUUUGCAAAUGUUCACAACUGACAACAGGGGGUUGGUGGUUUGAUGCCUGCGGUCCUUCCAAUCUGAAUGGGAUGUAUUACCAACAAGGCCAAAACUCGAAUCGCUUCAAUGGAAUCAAAUGGUACUACUGGAAAGGCUCGGGCUAUUCACUGAGGUCCACGACAAUGAUGAUCAGACCAGCAGACUUCACAGGUUCCCUUUGAACCGUCACUCUCAGAUUAAACAAAGUGGGAAGGAAACUGUGCCUGACAAACGGCAACAAACAACAAAACCAAAAGUAAAAAAAUCUCAAGGAAGCCAAAGCACUUAAUGAAAACAUUGUUACAUACCUUUGAAAAGACAUAUUCUGUGCAUGUUUAUAUGUUUAAUAAUUUUAAUGAAAUGGGUUGUUGCAAAAAUUGUGAAAUAUGGACUGACAAAUAUCUAAAAUGAAAAUACGUAUGUCUGUGUGUAUAGGUAACUAUGGGUAUAGUAAUUACAUUGAGUUAUGACAGCUAGCUAAACAAACAGGAGAGACUAGAGUAAAAUGUGACAUUAAUUAACUUAAUUUCUUUAAUAUAGUUUAAGCAGCCAUUUAACUAGAUUUUGAAUAAUAGCUGCUAAUAGCUCAUUUUAGGAAAAAGACAAUGGUACAACAUAUAAACAACUGGCUCAAAGUGAUUGUUAUGUGUUCAAGAAAAUCUUCUGUUGAAUACCUAAAAUGUAAAUGCAAAUGUAAAAAUGUCACAGAAAUUGUUUCUCUUAGGAUCGUUUUUCUCCAGAGAAUGUGUGUACAUUUGUUGUUUAAUUUAUAUGUAGAUUUUAAGGCUGAUAUUUAACAUUAUUAUAAAAGGAUAGAGAUUUGUCAGAGAGAUCUUGAGUGCCUCCUAGUUCCUAGCUAGUUAAUGAUUUCAUUGCACAUAAACUAAGAGGAUAUCUUUUAAUAUAAUUCUGCAGUACCUUCCUACAUGCUCAUACAUGACGAUGAUCUCUUUGCAGUCUUUUGGGAAUGUAUUUUUUUAUUUAUGUAAUGACUCUUUUGAAACUACAACAAGCACAAUUUAUGACAAGUUGUCCAAGUGAGGAAGCUUGAUUUCUCAUCAGUAAACACUGGCUUUAGGUUUUGUUAGAGUGACUGAGUGUAAUGCUCUACCAGCUGUUAUAUACCUGAAGUUGAAUAUUUAACAUGACCUUGUUCUACACUAUAACAAUGAACAGUCUGGUGAAUGCACAAAUGCCAGA